AAGACAAUAAAAGACAGAACCUGGCUGGAGAACCUGGCUAGGCUGCCUCCGUGUCAUUCCUUCUUCGCCGACUCUGUCUACACCUUUGGGAACCCCUGGACCUGCUGGGGUUGGACCCCAACAAUGGAGAGCACCCCGUCGAGGGGUGGACUGAACCGAGCACACCUACAAUGCAGGAAUCUGCAGGAGUUCCUUGGGGGCCUGAGCCCUGGGGUACUGGACCGACUCUACGGGCAUCCUGCCACCUGUCUGGCUGUCUUCAGGGAGCUCCUGUCGUUGGCUAAGAACUGGGUGAUGCGGAUGCUCUUUCUGGAGCAGCCUUUGCCACAAGCUGCUGUGGCCCUGUGGGUGAAGAAGGAAUUCAGCAAAGCUCAGGAGGAAAGUACAGGGUUGCUGAGUGGCCUCCAGAUCUGGCACACGCAGCUGCUUCCUGGUGGUCUCCAGGGCCUCAUCCUCAACCCCAUCUUCUGCCAGAACCUCCGCACUGCGCUUCUGGGUGGGGGCAAGGCCUGGUCUGAUGACACACGUCAGCUGGGACCAGACAAGCAUGCCCGGGAUGUCCCCGCACUGGAUAAGUACGCCGAGGAGGAGAGAUGGGAGGUGGUCCUGCACUUCAUGGUGGGCUCCCCCAGUGCAGCCGUCAGCCAGGACUUGGCUCAGCUCCUCAGCCAGGCGGGGCUUAUGAAGAGUGCUGAGCCUGGAGAGCCGCCCUGCAUCACCUCUGCUGGCUUCCAGUUCCUGUUGCUGGACACCCCCGCUCAGCUCUGGUACUUCAUGCUGCAGCACCUGCAGACGGCCCAGAGUCGGGGGAUGGACCUAGUGGAGAUCCUCUCCUUCCUCUUCCAGCUCAGCUUCUCUACUCUGGGCAAGGAUUACUCUGUGGAAGGUAUGAGUGAUUCUCUGUUGAACUUCCUGCAGCAUCUGCGUGAGUUUGGGCUUGUUUUCCAGAGGAAGAGGAAGUCUCGGCGGUACUACCCCACGCGCCUGGCCAUCAAUCUCUUAUCGGGUGUUUCUGGGGCGGGGGGCACUGCGCAUCAGCCAGGCUUCAUUGUCGUGGAAACCAAUUACCAGCUGUACGCCUACACAGAGUCGGAGCUGCAGAUCGCCCUCAUUGCCCUCUUCUCUGAGAUGCUCUAUCGCUUCCCCAACAUGGUGGUGGCGCAGGUCACCCGGGAGAGCGUGCAGCAGGCCAUCGCCAGCGGCAUUACAGCCCAGCAGAUCAUCCAUUUCCUAAGGACAAGGGCCCACCCAGUGAUGCUUAAACAGACACCUGUGCUGCCGCCCACCAUCACAGACCAGAUUCGGCUGUGGGAGCUGGAAAGGGACAGACUCCGCUUCACCAAGGGCGUCCUGUAUAACCAGUUCCUGUCGCAAGUGGACUUUGAGCUGCUGCUGGCCCACGUGCGGGAGUUGGGCGUGCUGGUGUUCAAGAACGCGGCCAAGCGGCUCAUGGUGGUGAUGCCUGCGGGGCACCGCGACGUCAAGCGCUUCUGGAAGCGGCAGAAGCAUAGCUCCCGGGGACUUGGGGGGACUGCACGUGGGGACGCUGCUGUUCAAUAAAGUCGGAAAGCGCUCAAAAAAAAAAAAUUACAUUUUUAAUUGCUUCAUAGCAUCAUUACUGGCACAUAGUAAAUGCUUAGUAAAUAUUAGCUAUUAUCUACAUGUUCUUGAUAGGUUUUGGUGGGAGAAAACCCUGAGGUUGGUUUUGGGUAUGUUGAGGCCUAGGUACUUGAGUCAUCAGAGAAGUGGAAGCAAUACUGCCCUGGGCAGAAGUGUGCUCACCGAAUAGUCCCAGCCUUGUCUACACACUGGGACACUGACCUCCGGAGCCUCUGCUCCCUCUUCUGGAAAGAAGGAAUGGUAUUAUCCACCUACCCUCUGUCUGAGGAGGCGCUGCACACAUGUAGGGUGGUAUUAGUAUUAUUUUAUCUGCCAUUAUAUGCUCCCCUCCUUUCUACCACAUAGUAGGAAUCAAGAAAACUUUCCUGUUUUGCCAGUUAUAGGGUUGUGCACUUGCACCCUGAAAGGCUCCUUGUGUGGCAUCAAGUUCUUUUUCUCUCAACCAUUGUCUUUCUUUCCUUGUUCCUCUCCUGUUUCUGUCCUCUGCCCCCCACCACUCCCCUUCCUUGUGCCAGGACCCCUGGGAACUCAUGCUAACUCUGUGGGUGUUUCUGAGCAAUUAAACUGCUGAGGUUGAUGAGUUCUGGCAUUAACAUGUCGUCAGGGUCUUCAGUAAAAUAGGAACAGCUGGUAAUAGUGAGAGGGACAGUGACAGUCCCUCUGCAGGGCUGAUUUGGUGCAUAUACGUUUGCUCUGCAGUGUGGCACUUACCGGGCAAUGAUAACUUGCAAACUUUCUAAUUUAGCAUUCAUUUCUUGGCACUAGAUGAGAGCAGUCCUAGCAUGCAGGAAUGAGUCAUGUAAUAGCAGAGAUAAUUCUUACAAAUAAUAAACAUCCCUUUCUAUUAUUCCAAAGACAAACAUUGGUGGUGGUGUCAUUGGGGUUUUUCAUGACCUUUUGUGCACUCUGGACUGGUCUUUUCCAAAACAAAUGUGGUGUCUGCAUUUUAGAUACUUUUCCUCCCCUGCCCCUUUAUCCUUCAGAAAUAAAAGAUUUUCCAACACAAGGCUAAAUGUCAGCUGACGUUGCAAAUGUGUAAAAGGAUCAUUUUUAUGGUCCUUAGCUUCCAAGGGUUCUUGUGCAAACUUCUUUUUUUCUGGAUUCAGUUUUCUUGUUUGUGAAAUGAUGGGGUGAACCUUGAUUAUUUCCAAGUACUCCUCCUCCUGUUUCAAGAUGGGCCCAGUUGAGGUAGACUUUGCUUUUAGACUCUAGAAACACUGCUGAAGUGUAUAGUAAGUAAAGUGGACAUUUUGUACAUCAGGUCUACACCCUAAAGGACCAUAUGAUGAACUUGAUUAAAAAUUUUAAAAAGUAAAACAUUCUUCUGCUUAACCCUUGCAGGAAGUCUGUUUGGGAGGUUGGGGAGGGACUACGUUUGGUCUCUUAAAGCAGGGCCCACCUCUGCCCGUGAGUCAGGAUGCAUUGUCAAAGCUUGGUUCUGCUUCGAGAUGGCUUACUGUCGGCCUCUGAGAAAGGCCCCUUUUAAAGCGCUCCAGUGCCCAGUGUUGCAAAUGGACACUUAUUCUCCACCGGUCCAGCCCGGAAGCCACAGCAAUGCCAUCGCUUACCCAGCUGAGCCUCCUGAGGUUGGGCUUUUUGUGCUGUUGGGACAACUUGAAAAAGACUACCUUACCACUCUCCCACCUAGAAUCAGAUAUACCAAGAUGGCAAACAGUCUUUUCUCUUGAAUUUAGUAUUGGAAAAUAGACUGCUCCUAUGUCUGGCUUUAGGAGGGGAGGGCUGAAGCUUGCUCCCAAGACUAUCAGCAUCCAUUUGUCUGUGAACUUAGGCUGAGUUAAGGGCAGUUGGGGGAUAAUUGAACCAGGUGGAUCAGGUUUGUAGUGUGAACAAAGAUACUGAGACCUACAUUGUAAUCAUUUCACUGUGAGGCAUGCUGUGCUCCCUUCUCCCUGAACCCGGAGGAAUCUGAAAUAGUUGAAAAGGAAGGGAGUGGUCAGAAAGAGGAAGACGGUGGUGCUAGGAAGCCCCAACAUGGUGGUGGUACCGCCUUCACCUGGAACUUGGUCUGUAAGUGAGGCCUUGAUGAGGAAGGAGUGUGGGCCCUGGAAUUGGGAAACUUGAUUUGAAUCUCCAGCCAGCCUCUUCCAGGCACCAUGGCCCUGGACAAGCUCCUGAACCUCUUUUCUUCCUUUUGCCCGCCAGGGAGUUAGAAAGAGCUUGCUCUGUGUGUUACAUGCCAGGUAGGGUGGGCAUCAAACAGUAGUAGCUGUUGUUAUUGUGAAUAAUGUCUGGGGCCCCAGGAAAGAUGUCGUUGUUGUUGUUGUUGUUUUUUUAUGUCAUUGUUUUGAUUCCAGAUUUUGUGCCAGGAGCUCUACCUCUGCUCUCAUUUCAUCCUAACACAUCUCUGAGUUUAGGCAGCGUUAUUCCCAUU
Messenger RNA from Myotis myotis, 4012 nucleotides. RefSeq names its product general transcription factor IIH subunit 4-like. Gene Ontology annotation, biological process: nucleotide-excision repair. NCBI's taxonomy places the organism in Eukaryota, Metazoa, Chordata, Mammalia, Chiroptera, Vespertilionidae. The record is from RefSeq and is a predicted model, not a curated record. Gene Ontology annotation, molecular function: ATPase activator activity; double-stranded DNA binding. Gene Ontology annotation, cellular component: transcription factor TFIIH core complex; transcription factor TFIIH holo complex.